CCACACUUCCAAGUUAUCCAUCAACUACCAUCAUUGGACUACCGUCUCUGGAGCGCGCCCUGCGCAGCCUCCUCGCAUUAAGGAUGCCUGGAAUACUACCCCAUAGUCCCACCGCCGUCGACGGGCCAAAGCAGAAAUUGGGCGGAUAUGAAUUGUAUAGAACCGUCCUCGGCAGCCCGAAAUUCGUCGUCGCUCCGAUGGUGGAUCAGAGUGAACUGGCGUGGAGGCUGCUGGCGCGUCGAUAUGGAGCUGAGCUUGCUUACACUCCCAUGAUAAACGCAAAGAUGUUCGCAGGCGGCGUACACAAAAACUACCAGGAGCAGAAUUUCAACAUCCCUAACGGAGAAGAAGGCGGACCCCUCGAUCGACCUCUCAUCGUCCAAUUCUGCGCCAACAGCCCAGACCAACUUCUCGCCUCCGCAAAAGUCGUCGAGGCCCACUGCGACGCCGUCGACAUCAACCUCGGCUGCCCACAAGACAUCGCUCGGAAGGGGCACUAUGGCUCGUUUUUGCAAGACGAGUGGCAGCUAAUCUAUAACCUCGUCCAUACCCUGCAUAGGAACCUUGCCGUUCCUGUUACGGCCAAGUUUCGCGUGUUUGAGACGGUGGAGAAGACGGUGGAGUAUGCGAAGAUGCUCGAACGCGCGGGUGCGCAGAUACUGACGUGCCAUGGACGGACACGAGAGCAGCGUGGACACAACACAGGCCUGGCAGAUUGGGCUAAAAUUCGUGCCGUCAAAGAAGCGGUCUCCGUACCUGUAUUUGCUAAUGGGAAUAUACUUUAUCACUCUGAUAUUGCUCGGUGUCUUGAAGCUACUGGGGCAGACGGUGUGAUGGCUGCAGAGGCCCAGCUGUAUAACGCAACGCUAUUCGCGCUUGCUCCCUCCGCAGACCCUGCAUUCGACGCGGGCUUGCACCUCCCACACGCGGACCUCGCGCUGGAGUACCUUUCCAUCGUCCAAGGGCUCAAAACAAGAACACCGAUAAGCGCGGUGAAGGGACAUUUGUUCAAGCUGAUGAGGCCUGCGCUGGCGAGAGAGAAAGACUUGCGGGAAAGGUUGGGCAAGAUCAAAGGUGCGGCGUGCAUCGAGGGCUAUAUCGAGGUUGCGGAGGAGAUGAAACGUCGCAUGGAUCGAGAUGCGAGAGAGGCAGAAGGCUUGUCGAUAGAAGAGCUUGUGACGAUUGAGCCGACGACGGGACUGAAAGUUCUCCCUCAUUGGUUGGCUCAGCCGUAUUUCAGACCUCUCCCUUCCGAAGCUGGGCAAAAUAGCUGUACGUAUACCUUUAUGUAGUUCGGAAGAUGUGACCUUUUCCAACUCGCAAUUUAAAGUUGGCGAAGUCGAUAUCAGCCCCCCAUCCAAGAGAUCUCACUCGGAGAACGCUCUUGAUCAAGGAGGCAAGCUGGAGGAUACGGCAAAACGGCCAAAGCUGGAGUUAGAGCAAGGGUAGACGAGACGAGACGAGGGGUUACCACCGAUGUUGGCAUGGUCAUUAUUUUUGGGCUUUGUGGAGAUGGUUUAAACAAUGCAUGUCCUUAUGAGCGAUGUACAGACACUGGGAUUAUGAUGUGCAAAAAG
Molecule: messenger RNA, 1577 nt
Organism: Serpula lacrymans var. lacrymans S7.9
Lineage: Eukaryota; Fungi; Basidiomycota; Agaricomycetes; Boletales; Serpulaceae
Exons: 6
Coding region: 84-1292 (402 amino acids)
Biological process (GO): tRNA processing
Molecular function (GO): flavin adenine dinucleotide binding; tRNA dihydrouridine synthase activity
Source: RefSeq, a predicted model, not a curated record